AUGGUCCAAACCUACAAGCUCUUCGGCGCCAAUGUCGGCUCGCACUACCUGGCGAUGGGUGUCCUGGGUACAUUGUUCGUGGGAUCAUACGCCGCUAUGGGUGGCAGCAAGGCCAAGCCCGCGACUCCCCCGAUCAACGCUUCCAGCUCCGACGAGGCCGACUUCAUCAAGUGCGCCCAUAUACCCCCGGCCGUCCAUAUGGUUAUUUCUCUGACAUGA
Messenger RNA from Chaetomium globosum CBS 148.51, 219 nucleotides. RefSeq lists its product as uncharacterized. Lineage: Eukaryota; Fungi; Ascomycota; Sordariomycetes; Sordariales; Chaetomiaceae. Bases 1 to 219 code for a protein of 72 amino acids. The transcript has 2 exons. Gene Ontology annotation, biological process: proton motive force-driven ATP synthesis. The record is from RefSeq and is a predicted model, not a curated record.